Messenger RNA from Erigeron canadensis, 3149 nucleotides. RefSeq names its product phytosulfokine receptor 1-like. Lineage: Eukaryota; Viridiplantae; Streptophyta; Magnoliopsida; Asterales; Asteraceae. The transcript has a single exon. The coding region runs from base 1 to 3042 and encodes 1013 amino acids. Gene Ontology annotation, molecular function: protein kinase activity; protein binding; ATP binding. Gene Ontology annotation, biological process: protein phosphorylation. The record is from RefSeq and is a predicted model, not a curated record.
AUGGUUUUUGAAUUCAAGUUUUGGGCUUUUGUGGUUUUUAUUUGGUGUUUUCAAGUUCUUGUGAUUUCACAAAAUUUGACAUGUAAUUCUAAUGAUUUGAAAGGAUUGGUUGGUUUCAUGAAUGGAUUGGAUUUCCCAAUUGAUGGAUGGUUGAGUUCAAAUUUUAGUACAAAUUUGAGCUCAUUGUCAUCUUUUAAUUGCUGUAAUUUGAUAGGUGUUAAGUGUGAUAAUAUUUCUGGUAGGAUUGUUAGUUUAGAACUUCCUAAAAAGAGAUUAACUGGUGAAUUAUCUGAUUUAGUUUCAAGUUUAGAUCAGCUUAAAGUGCUUAAUCUUUCUCAUAAUUUCCUUAAUGGCCCGGUUCCAGUUUCGUUAUUUAAGUUAUCCCAAUUAGAAGUGCUUGAUUUAAGUAGUAAUGAUUUUAAUGGUGUUUUCCCUGUUAGCAUAAACCUGCCUGCACUUCAAGUUCUAGACUUUUCUGGUAAUAAAAUUCAUGGUUCUAUUCCUGCUGGUAUCUGUGUUAAUUCUACUCGAAUUCGUGUUAUUAAGCUUGCUGUUAAUUUGAUUAAGGGAAAUAUUCCUUUUGAGUUGACAAAAUGUGCAUUCUUGGAACAUAUAUGUGUAGCUUCUAAUUUUCUUUCGGGUUCCAUUCCCGAAUUCUUGUUCCAUUUACCAAGAUUAGGGCAAUUGGAUGUUCAAGAUAACUUGUUCACUUCCAUCACCGGAAUAGGCAAUUUCUCUAGCCGGAUUAACCGUUUAGAUGUAUCAUCUAAUCGGUUAUCAGGGAAUUUACCUGAUUUCUUUCAUAAGUUUCCAAGACUGACUCAUUUCUCAGCUCAAUCGAAUCGUUUCUCUGGUGAGAUACCCUCAUCAUUGUUGAGUUCACCUGCCAUUUCUUUGAUUAAUCUUAAAAACAAUUCUAUAAAUGGUUCUGUUAAGUUUAACUGUUCGCUGAUGAUGAAUCUUACAUCUCUUGAUCUGGGUACAAAUAACUUUUCGGGUUCCAUUCCUGGUGAUCUUUCUUCAUGCCAAAAGUUAAAAGCUUUAAAUCUUGCUAGGAACAAUUUUGUAGGCGAAAUCCCUCGAAGUUUCAGAAAUUUUCAGUCGUUAUCAUUCCUUUCCCUCUCGAACUGCAGCUUUACUAACCUUGAAACCACUCUUACGAUCCUUCAACACUGCCCGAAUUUGAGGGUUUUGGUUCUGACCAUGAACUUUCGUGGUGAACAACUUCCUGUUGAUAAUACUCUUCAUUUCAAAGCACUCAAAGCUCUUGUGAUCGCGAAUUGCGGACUCACAGGCACUUUCCCUCCAUGGCUAAAAAGUUCAACACAAUUACAGUUGUUGGACUUAUCCUGGAACCAAUUAACAGGAACAAUUCCGUCAUAUUUGGGCAAUUUUGGGUCUCUCUUUUACCUAGAUUUGUCGAACAACUCUUUAUCGGGAGAAAUCCCGAAGGAUCUUACUAAGUUACAGAGUUUAAGUUUCCGAAACAUGACAUCAGAAGAAGGUUCACCGGAUUUUCCAUUUUUUAAGAGACCCAAUAUGAGUGACCGAGGGUCAGUAUUGCAGUACAACCAGAUUAUGAGCUUUCCGCCGCAGCUUGAUCUCAGCCACAACUUUCUUAAUGGCUCAAUUUGGCCGGAAUUUGGAAAUUUGAAAAAGUUACAUAUCUUGGAUCUGAAACACAACAAUUUAUCAGGUGAAAUUCCGAGUGAGUUGUCAGGAAUGACGAGUAUAGAGACUCUUGAUCUGUCGUAUAACAAUUUGACUGGAACAAUUCCUUCUUCGUUGGUUAAGUUAAGUUUUUUGUCGAAGUUUAGUGUGGCUUAUAAUGAUCUGAGAGGGUUUAUACCGAUUGGAGGUCAGUUUGCAACGUUUCCAAAUUCGAGCUUUGAUGGAAACAAAGAAUUGUGUGAAGUUACUUCUUGUGGUGAUAGCAUUUUGAAUCCAUCUUCAACCCGUAGAACAAAGAAAAGUAAAGGUGCAAUCGCAGGUAUGGCUGUCGGGAUUGGAUUUGGAACGUUUUUCAUUCUUGCAUUCUUGUUUGUGAUUAUACUUCGUGCAACCAGCAAACAAGUAGUUGAUCCCGAGAAAGAAGAUGGUUAUGAAAGCAACAAGGAAGAAUACGAACCAAGAUUAGUUAUCUUUUUCCAAAAGAAAGAAGAGCUUUCCCUUAAUGAUCUUUUGAAAUCAACAAACAGUUUUGAUCAAGCAAACAUCAUUGGGUGUGGAGGGUUCGGGCUUGUUUUCAAAGCCACAUUGCCCGAUGGUCAAAAAGUAGCCAUCAAACGGCUGACAGGAGAUACAGGUCAAGUAGACCGUGAGUUCCAAGCUGAAGUUGAAACCCUCUCGAGAGCCCAACAUCCAAAUCUAGUGCUCCUUCAAGGCUAUUGUCAACACAAAAGUGACCGCUUUUUGAUAUAUUCGUUUAUGGAAAAUGGUAGUCUUGACUAUUGGUUACAUGAAAAACCUGAUGGACCUUCAAAACUCACUUGGGACACACGGCUGAGAAUCGGGCAGGGUGCCAUUAAAGGUCUAGCUUACUUGCAUCAAUCCUGUGAUCCUCAUAUCCUUCAUAGGGACAUAAAGUCGAGUAAUAUUCUUCUAGAUGAAAAUUUUGAAGCUCAUUUAGCUGAUUUUGGUCUUGCAAGAAUAAUACCAACUUAUGAUACUCAUGUAACAACUGAUUUAGUUGGGACAUUAGGGUACAUACCUCCAGAGUAUGGUCAAGCUUCAGUUGCAUCAUACAAGGGCGACAUCUAUAGUUUUGGGGUUGUUUUGUUGGAACUUUUAACCGGCAAGAGACCAAUGGAUAUGUGUAAACCAAAGGGUAGUCGGGAUUUGAUAUCGUGGGUGAUGCAAAUGAAGAAGGAGAAACGAGAGAACGAGGUAUUUGAUCUAUUGAUUUUCAACAAAGAAAACGCCAAGGAAAUGUUGUGGGUUCUUGAGAUUGCUUGUGUUUGUUUAAACGAGUCUCCCAAGUUAAGGCCUUCAACACAAGAACUACUUUCUUGGCUUCAUCACAGUCGUCUCAAUGCAUGUUAGAUUUUUUUGUCUACUUUGUUUUUUGAUGUAUAUAUUAUAUCUUGCAAAUGAUAAUGCGUUCACAUAUUGUUUGUAUUUGGUUUAUUAAAUUGGUUAAUGUCGCUUCA